Molecule: messenger RNA, 5561 nt
Organism: Phycodurus eques (leafy seadragon)
Lineage: Eukaryota; Metazoa; Chordata; Actinopteri; Syngnathiformes; Syngnathidae
Gene: afap1
Product: actin filament associated protein 1
Exons: 18
Coding region: 1145-3529 (794 amino acids)
Cellular component (GO): cytosol
Molecular function (GO): SH2 domain binding; SH3 domain binding
Source: RefSeq, a predicted model, not a curated record
UUCCCACUCGUGUGCCCCUCUUUCACCGCCCUUCUGUCUUUAGAUGUAGUUGGAUUUGUGCAGUGAAGUUGUUACUUGUUGUUGGGGAGUGUGUGCGUGUGUGUGUGUGUGUGUGUGUGUGUGUGUGUGUGUGUGUGUGUGUGUGUGUGUGUGUGGGGGGGCGUAGUACUGCAUUGUCCUGUCAUUGAGGCAAAUGGAAGCAAGCUCGUUUUAUUGAUCGUCAAGCUGUCACAACGUCUUUGUCAUUCGUGUUGCUUGCAUGACAUUCAUAUUUCUUCAAUUGUAUAUUUGUGUGUCCGUGUAUUUUUAGGAUAUUUGGGUGCAACCAAUGUCCCUUUGUGUCUAAAUAUGACUGGAAUUUGUAUUUUCUUGGGGGUACAAUGACCACGUAAUAUGGCAUAUUUUUUUCCUCGAGUUUUCACGUCAUAUUUACACAUUUGUUCUUGUGAAUUUAGUAUAUAUUUUUGGACGUUUCCAACUGUUCUAUUAGGGCUCUUGUCGCUUAAUUACAGCAAGUUUCUGAUAACCUUUUGAGUUUUUCCUCUCUUUGUUUCUUUUCCUUAUAAUAUAAUAUUCAAACGUUAUCAUCGUGACUUUGCAAUGAAUUUAUUUUCGUAAUGUUGCAACUUUCUCGCAAAUUGCGAUGUAUUCUCGUACUCUUCCUGUUGAUUGUCUUGUCCUGACAUUGCAAGGUUUUUGGUGACAUGAGGACUUUUUUUUGCCCAGCAAAGUCAUGUGCGCUUCAAUGGGAAGAGGCUCGCCUCCCAGGCAUCCCGGGCAAAGUUGCUCAGCCGAAAUGGCGGCGUGGCUCUCAACACUGUCUUUCCUUUCUUCUUUCUUUUCGUUUUUAUCAAAUUACAUCCAUCAAGUCUUGUCAUCGCGAGCGUUUAUUGUUUGUGUUUCGAUAGAAGUUGAAAUCUCCUACUUUCCGACCAUUACUCCUUUGGGGCGCUCACGGGUCGUGAAUGCAUCGCGAGUUCUUAGCGAAGCAGUGAGCGUGCCGCGAACUCCGAGGGUCCGUGAAGGCGUCGCGUCGAGGGCGGUGAGGGAGGAAGAAAAACUGCGGGGCGAAAGUGAGGAGAGGAGGAAGAAAAAAACGCCUCGAACCACGGCGAAAAAUCACAGCGUGGACGUCUAACCGUGUAUGGACCGUCGUUUGGCGGAUUCUAUGAUGAGGAGCGAGCCUGUGCUUUUGUCUUCCAGCGGGGCAAUGGAGGAGUUGGUGUACGAGCUCCGGCUGUUCCUGGACCUGCUGGACCGGGAAUAUCUCAGCGCCGGAAUCCGAGAGAAGAAAACACACCUCUCCAACAUCCUCAACCGAGUCCUCUCGGAAAAAGAGCCAUUAUGCAAAGCAGAGAUCCACAGUGGACUACCCGCACCCCCUCAAAUGCCGCUGCCUGAAAUCCCUCACCCAUGGCUGGCUCCAAACGACGGCCCUCCUCCUCUACCCAGCUCCUCGCUACCGGAAGGUUACUACGAAGAAGCGGUGCCUUUAACCCCCGGCAAAGCGCCGGAAUACAUCACAUCGAACUACGAUUCGGACGCUAUGAGCAGCUCCUACGAGUCGUACGACGAGGAAGAAGAGGACGACAAGGGUCGCAAGACGCGCCACCAGUGGCCCUCCGAAGAGGCCUCCAUGGAUUUGGUGAAGGACGCUCGGAUCUGCGCUUUCCUGCUGCGCAAGAAACGCUUUGGCCAGUGGUCCAAGCUUCUCUGCGUCAUUAAAGAUAACAAACUCCUGUGUUACAAAUCGUCCAAAGACCAGACGCCGCAAAUGGAGCUGAGCCUGUCAGGUUGCAGCAUCAGCCACGUCCCCAAAGACGGCAAGAAGAAACGCCACGAGCUGAAGAUUGUCCACCAGGGGGCAGAUGCCCUGGUGCUUGCCGUGCAGAGCAAAGAACAGGCAGAGGAGUGGCUCAAGGUCAUGAGAGAGGUGUGCGGUAACGGGACUUAUGAAUUGGAUCGCUCCGCAUCCCCAGUCCACAAACCUGAACUGGAAAAGAAAUCCUCGUCCGACAGGCCAAGCUCGGACGGCGAAGCGGCGCACGAGAACGGACACGUGGACAACAAGGACCACGGAAAAGGAAAAAAGAAUUCCAAGUCGGAGCAGGGCAAGACCGGCACGGUCGGGAAAGGCGCCGGGAAGAAGAUCACCAAGAUCAUCGGGCUGGGCAAGAAGAAGCCCUCCGUGGAUGAGCAGACUUCAUCGGCGGAGGAAGAUGUCCCCACGAGUGGCUACCUGAACGUGCUGUCCAAUAACCAGUGGCGGGAGCGCUGGUGCCGCCUCAAAGACAACCAGCUGCUGCUGCACAAAGACCAGGAUGACCUGAAGAGCCACAUGGCUUCGCUGCCCCUCCGAGGCUGCGAGGUCAGCCCCGGCCUGGACCACAAGCACCCUUUUGCCUUCCGCUUGCUACGUAAUGGUCAGGAGGUGGCUGUACUGGAGGCAUCCUCCUCCGAAGCCAUGGGUCGCUGGCUAGGGGUCUUACUGGCCGAGACGGGCUCCGCUGCGGACCCGGCCAACUUGCAUUACGACUACAUCGACGUGGAGACCACCGCCAACGUAAUCCAGCUGGCCAAACAGUCGCUCUGUUUUACCAGUAAGCGUGCGGUCUCCCCGAACCCGUACGCCUGCCCCAGCGGGACGGCGCUGCACUACCACGACGUACCCGUCAACGGAAUGCACUCCGGUCCCGACACAGGUGGGAAGAAAGCGCACGAUGACAACUCCUAUGAAAACGUGCCCGGGGCCAAGCUGUCCGCCUCUUCCAAUCGCUCUCAGGCACCCGUUUGUAAAGUCUCUUCUAAGUUCCUCACUGCUGACACUAAAACCAAAGCUGGCGCUCAGCUUAAGGGGAAGAAGGGGAGCGCAAGCAGCGGGCUUGCAUCCAAACAGAAAGCAGAUCCGAGAAGUCAGCAAAAGAAGAACGGAGUCGCUGCUAUGAACGGGACAGCGUCGCUGAAACGCAGCAACUCCGACGCGGAGCAAUGUAAAUAUGGGAAAAACCGCGUGGAGGCAGACGCCAAGCGGCUGCAGGCCAAAGACGACGAGCUGACCAAGAAGAAACUCGACAUCCGGAACCAUCUGGCCGCUCUGAAGAAGGAACGCAAGGACCUGCGUAGCGCUAUUGAGGCGGCCUCAGGCAAGCGAUCGCAGGCCUCCGUGUCGGAACGACUGAAGAAGGUGGAGGACGAGUGCAGACAGAAGGAAGAAGAGCGAGUCAACCUGGAGCUGGAGCUGACCGAGGUCAAAGGCAGCCUGAAGAAGGCGCUGAGCGGCGGGGUCACCCUGGGCCUCACCAUCGAACCCAAAGCUGCUCCGGCGGCCGUCCAGUCACCGGCAGCGUUACGACGGAUGCAGGAGUCCUCGCCCUUCUCCAGCUGCGACACCAGCGACACGGAGACCUGCUCCCUGCCCGUCAACAGCGCCUCGCUGCUGCGCCGGCAGCGGGCCGUCCCCAAGGCGUCGCCGGUGCGAGGACACGUCCUCAGGAAGGCCAAGGAAUGGGAACAGAAGAGCGGAACAUAAAUCCCUUCAGCUUGCUCCCAGGCUACGUUCACACUGCAGAGCAUCAUGCCCACUUUGGAUUUUUUGGGUUAAAUCCAAUCUUUUUAUGCAGUCAUUCGCAUUCCAAAUAACAAAAGCGACUUCCGAUGUCCGCGACGUCACACGCGCGCGCAGAAAACAGGACGCCGCGUUGCGCAUGCGCACGAACGACCUGUACGGCCACACUGCAUUCGCGUGGUUUACGUCCGCAUAUGAAAAGAAGCCUGGGUCGGAUAUAAAAACAAAACUCUAAAUUGUACUGUUCGCAUUGACAUGACAAAAAGAUCUGAUACAUGACACAUUGGGCAAAAAAAAUAAAUAAAUGGAAUUGGCCUGCAGCGUGAACAUAGCCUUAGGUUCUUUUCUUUCGGUGACAUUACAGAUGUAUUUAUUCAAAACGGUCUUUCCGCACACUCUUAUGUAUUAACCAUAAAACCAAAAAAACAAAGAAACGCUGGUUUUCUGACACUUUUCUACUGUUGAGCAUGCUUCGUGUACAUACUGUACCUGUGCAUAUUGUGUUGCCCGAUUUUUGUUUGUUAUUCUUGUCUUUCACUCCAAGGUCUCUCUCAGCAGAUUCAGUCCAAAUCCAAUAUUUAUUUGUAAAUGUUUCCAGAAAAAAAAGAAGUAGCUUCCCUCUAUUUAUGUUGAUAUAUUUAAAUUAUAUAUGUAGAAAAUGAAUUGAAAAAAAUGACGCAUUUUGAGUCCAGAUCCCAAGUUUGGGAACCUUCCUUUAACCUGUUGAUACUGUUGUUGUUUUUUUGUUUUUUGUUUUUUUUUUUUUGUUUGUUUUUUUUUUGGUCACGCUGGUGGCGCUAAAUCGCUCCCUACCAAAUAUUGCAACCACUCUGAAAAGAAAAAAAGUCAAAUAACUAGUCGACCAUUCCCAGUUCCUAUACACAUUAUGUUCUUAUUUUGUUAUUGACUGACGCAUUGACACUUUUGUUUAACGUAACAUUGUCAUUUUAUGAGAAAUAACGUCUUACAUUUACAACAUUACAAGGGGAAAAAAACUAUUUAUCGAGAAAACUACAAAGCUCUGAAUAUUACAACAAAAGAAGUCUCAUGAGUGGCGAAAAAAAAGUGUCACGAGAUAAAGCUGGCAUUUUAUGAGAAAUAAGUGUUCAUUUUACUAUUUUCCAGCCAAAAUCUCAGUUUAGAAAUACAAUGACAAAGUUCAGAGAUAAAGGUACAAUUUUACAAAAUUAAAGUUUUUUAUUUAUUUAUUUUUUUAGAAAAAGCUUAAUUUUACAAUAUUACACCCCCCCCAAAAAAUCUCAAUUUACAAAGACCAAGUACAGAUAUUAUUGUAAUUUUAAAGGACUAAAGUUGUCACUUUAUGAGAAGCAAGUCGUAAUUUUACAAUAUUACAAGAUUCAGUGAACAAAGUUUGAAGAUAAAGUUGUAAUUUAAUGAGACAAGAAGAAAGUCCUAAUUGUACAACAUUACAAGGGGACGGGAGACAAAUUCAAAGAUAAAGAUGUCAUUUAUAAUGAAAAAGUUAUUAGUCAUUUUGGAGAAUAUUUCAACAAGAUCUGCGAUGUGACGGGGGAACAAAAAGAGUUACAAGAGAAACUUCUAAUUGGAUGAGAAACAAGUUUUGAUUUUACAAUAUUCCAAGGAAUGCAAUCUGAUUUCACAAAGAGAAGGUCAGAGAUAAAAGUUGUUAUUUUGGAAGACUUUUCCAUGAAAUAAGGCAAUAUUUCAAGGAGAUCCUUUUUGUUUGCAGUGUAGCCCUAAAGGUCCUUGGUUGUCUAAAAUAAUGGCUAAUAACGUUUAGUAUGGUAAGUAUGCUGUUAGCAUGAUGUGGCUUUGUGAACCUGCCACAUGUAGCGUAGUUUAGCUUGGCAGAUGGUUUUGGGGAGGAGUUUUCUUUGUUUGUCUGGUGCACCUUAUCAAUGUUUGACUUCAUUUCAUUUUGGACAGUCGCCACCUUGACGACAGCAACAUGCUUUGUACAUAGAUUGAGAGACCUUCUGUGUUGACCGAAUGAUAAUAAAUCUCUUCAAAAGUU